GUGUGACCCUGUGGCCGCGCAUGAAGACAGAGGAGAUAUCAGCGUCACGCUGAUCGAGCUCCGUAGAGCCUCACAGCGACGCGUCUUCAUCGGCAGUCUGCAUCCCGCGGUCACGGCGGACGCCGGUCAAACAGCGGGUACACAACGGACACACACACGGCUCGGAAGAUGUCUGGGGCAACUGGGAGUUUGGAUUGCGAGGAGUGUUUAUCUUCAGCACAUGUGGCCAACAGCACGGAGUUACAACCGCACUCCGUUGUGGAUGAUGACGAUGAACUUCUGAGAUACAUCUGGAGAGAGUACUUACACCCCAAGCAGUAUGAAUGGGUUCUCAUCGUGGCUUAUAUUAUUGUCUUCUUCGUCUCACUCAUUGGAAACUCGUUGGUUUGUUUUGCAGUCUGGAAAAACCACCACAUGCGCACGGUGACAAACUACUUCAUCGUGAAUCUCUCCUUUGCCGAUGUCUUGGUCACCAUCAUUUGCCUGCCUGCCAGUCUUGUGGUCGACAUCACAGAGACGUGGUUCUUCGGAAACACUCUUUGCAAAGUUGUGCCUUAUCUGCAGACCAUCUCUGUUUCUGUAUCAGUCCUAACACUGAGUUGCAUUGCCCAAGACCGUUGGUAUGCUAUCUGCCACCCACUGAUGUUCAAGAGCACAGCCAAGAGGGCCCGCAAAAGUAUUGUUGUCAUAUGGGUUGUGUCGUGCAUCAUCAUGAUCCCUCAGGCUAUUGUGAUGGAGUGCAGCAGCCUGGUGCCAGAACUAACAAACAAGACCAGCCUGUUCACAGUGUGUGAUGAACACUGGGGAGUUGAGAUCUACCCUAAGGUGUAUCACACCUGUUUCUUCAUUGCCACAUACUUUGCACCCUUAUGUCUCAUGGUCCUGGCGUAUAUCCAGAUAUGUCACAAGCUGUGGUGUCAACAGAUUCCUGGAAGCACAUCAGUGCAAAGGAAAUGGAGGUCCAUCCAGUGCUCAACUCCGGCUGCAGGAGAGCCUGUGAGGGUCAAAACCAGCACGGUUUGUGCUGAGAUCAAACAGGUCCGAGCCCGACGCAAGGCGGCUCGCAUGCUGAUCGUGGUGCUGUUUGUUUUUGCCCUGUGCUACCUGCCCAUCAGCGUGCUCAACGUCAUGAAAAGAGUUUUUGGGACUUUCAAGAACACAGACGACAGAGAAACAGUGUAUGCAUGGUUCACCUUCUCACAUUGGCUCAUAUAUGCCAACAGUGCAGCAAAUCCCAUCAUCUACAAUUUCCUCAGUGGGAAGUUCCGUGGGGAGUUCAAAGCAGCCUUUUCUUGCCACAGUCCAAAUCAAACUGAGAGGACGAGGCCCAGAGUGAGCACAGACAGUCGAAAGUCACUGUCAACUCAAGUCAACAACAUGGACAAUGUGUCACGGAUAUCGGAUCACAUAGUGUAGUCGUAAUCCAGGAUCCUAAACAUAGGAAUUGGAAAUCACUUGUCAUUCACUGAAACUGGACACCAUUUGAAUGGUAGUAUUUCAACUCAUAUCGUAUGUAUUUGAGGUUAAGUGAUAUCAUUUUGAUUGCACAUGGAUACUUUUAUUGUAUUGUAAAUGUAAUAUUUUGACUGUCUAAGUGGCCAAAAUCUGUAAUUAUGCGCAUUUAUUCAUAUUUAUAUAUUUUGUGGGAGCUAUAGAGAAUAUGUUUUAUAACUACCUCUACCUCAUCAGCAGAUGUCCAUCUUCAGUGUAAAUGCCCUUUUUGUUCUGUGCCCAAAUCGUAUGGAAAUGAUGGCCAGUUAAACAUCAAAAACAUUCAGACUUCUGAAUACCAAAAUGAUACACGCAUCGAUGGACCUCAUUAUGUUCCAUUAUAGCUGCAAACUUGCCCUCUAAUAGCGCCAAAGCAAAAUGAUUCAUUCGAAAAUCUUUUUUUUUAAAUGCACAGAAACACUUCUGUCAUUCACCUCUAUUGACAUCUCCAGGACACCAGGACACACUGUGCUGUCGGAACAACAGUAGCUGACAUGACAACCAACUCAUUUUAUACUAAUACCAACAUCUUCAUUCAUCAAAAGUUCUGACAAAAGGGUUGGGUAUUAAUCAAGCUCUGCAUUACAGCUUCGCUGAGGCUUCUAACUCAUCAAUAAGUAUAUUUAAUUCAAUUUAUUUUCAUUCAUUGAAAUAUUGGACUUAUUAUCUGAAUCAGUGGUUCUCAACCAGAGAUCCUGAAAAAACCAUUAACAUGUGGAAUAGUUCAUUUUCACAGCUCAACUGUAGAAAUAAUAUCCUUAGAGCUACUGAUACUGUAAGGUUGAACUUAGGUGCCUUUAAAAAAAAUACUUAAAUACUGCGAUUUUUUAAUAAAUAAUCAUUCUUAAUGUGUUUAUAAUGACGAAGUGAGUAAAGGCAUGUAUGGAAAUAAAGCAAAACAAUCCUGUGAGUUCAGAAUAUUACAUAAUUUUACUGUAAUUAAGCUUUUAAGACCAGGAAACAACAACACUUUAUUAUUUAUUAAAUCUAAGAUAAUAUCUAGUCUCAUAUCACAAUAUAUACAGUAUAUAUAUACAUAUAUAUGUAUAUAUCUUGCCAAGCACAUGUGACAACCAUACAAUUAUGGUCCUUAAUCAACAACCACUGAGCAGCUGGGUGUUAAGGGCUUUGCUGAAGGCCGUAACAAGCAAUGUUCUUUCACUUUCUCCUUUAACAUUCAUCCUCUUGGCCAAGGAUUGCAUGGGCAACGUUCCAGUCUCAAAAAUGUUUCUCUUUUAUGGUAAUUAUUACUUGUUUGGAAGGACGGUGACACUCCACCACAGUUUCUUUUAUUCUCAUCCGUUUGAGGCAUUCGGAAUAAUUCCCUGAGAGAAUAACCAUACCACAUUUCAGACGACAAUUUCUACAACCAGCAUACAUGUUGACUUGUUCGAUUCAUGUGUGUAAUUGCAGCUUACACACCUGCAUGUGGGUGCAAUUGUUAAGUUAAAGCAAACUCAAAGUCAAUUUUCAAACAUAAAUACUGAAAGAAAAGUCCAUGCACAAUUUAUCCUGUUUGCAUAUUCAAACAAUAACCUCAAGUUAGUGUUUUGAUAUGCAAACGGCAGUCAAACUAUAUAAUAUCAGUCUGUGGUGGCAGAUAUAAAAAAAACAAUAAGGAUAUUCAAGCAGCUUCUGCAACCAUGCAACAACAAAAACAAGCUGUGCCAGAAAACCAUUUCCUCAAAACACUGAGCCAAUAAGGUAUCUAGCUUAUUGGCUCAGUGGAUGGAAUUAAAAUGCACCUGAUCACAUGGGAAAGGUCCUUCAACAUAAUCACAACGUGUACUACAGAAUAUAGACAAACUCAAACACACACCUGAAAUACUCUGAAAAUUAAAACAAUAAAGAAAAACAAGUAUUGGUCAUCAGGAAAAGUAAUUUGAAGGAAAUGCACAAACAAGAAAACUAUGACGGGAAACAAAUACAGGAAAAUGAUCUCUGGUCAGUGAUGUGUUGGCAAAACUAAAGUUGCUGUCGCGAGUUGUUGACUCGUGAGUUGUGGUUGCUGAUUUGUGAGAUUGUUAUUGGUAAAAAGUCUGCUUGUUAAACUGCCACAAAUGUGUUAUUUGUAUUUGUGGAUAAGAGUAGAUUUAUUACUUUUGGUAGUUUUAAUACCAAUUUAUAUUGUAUCAUCUUUAAACUAUCUGUUCGAUACACAUUCAGAUAAUGUAUUUUCACUAAUAUGGCAUUUUAUGCAUGACCAGCAUGCCAAUAAAAACAUGUCACAAUC
Messenger RNA from Cyclopterus lumpus (lumpfish), 3724 nucleotides. RefSeq names its product hypocretin (orexin) receptor 2 (gene hcrtr2). Gene Ontology annotation, biological process: circadian sleep/wake cycle process; feeding behavior; G protein-coupled receptor signaling pathway. NCBI's taxonomy places the organism in Eukaryota, Metazoa, Chordata, Actinopteri, Perciformes, Cyclopteridae. Gene Ontology annotation, molecular function: orexin receptor activity. The record is from RefSeq and is a predicted model, not a curated record. Bases 169 to 1416 code for a protein of 415 amino acids. Gene Ontology annotation, cellular component: membrane. The transcript has 8 exons.